Drosophila miranda is the source of this 1149-nucleotide messenger RNA. RefSeq names its product importin-13-like. The transcript has 4 exons. Gene Ontology annotation, biological process: protein import into nucleus. The coding region runs from base 41 to 892 and encodes 283 amino acids. Lineage: Eukaryota; Metazoa; Arthropoda; Insecta; Diptera; Drosophilidae. Gene Ontology annotation, cellular component: nuclear membrane; cytoplasm. The record is from RefSeq and is a predicted model, not a curated record.
AAAAAAAAAAAUACAGAUUGUCCAGCCCGUUUUGUUGGUCAUGCAAAGAACAAUGCCAAUUUUUAGGCGCAUUGCCAAGAUGUGGGUGGAGGAGCUAGAUGUUUUAGAGGCCGCCUGUAGCGCCAUGAAGCAUGCCAUUAUGAACCUAAGAAGCAGCUUCCGACCCAUGCUGCAGAAUCUGUGCUACUUUAUUGUGGCCAGCUUCCAGACACGCUGCUGUGCACCAACGCUAGAGAUAUCCAAGACAACUAUUGUCAUGUUUUACAGGGAAGAGGGCUGUAAGCCCUAUAUGCAAGAACUUCUGCGGGAGUUUAUCAAGCACAGCUUCAAGCUAUUUGAGAACACGCCACAGCAGAACUUCUCGAAUAUAUCGGACACCAUGGAGGCCUUCUUCGGCUGCCUGGCUCAGAUUGUGAAGAAAAUACCUCAGGCAUUGGAAGACAAGACACUGGCCUACGAUCGCCUCGUCUACUACGGCCAGCGUUGCAUGACGCUGCCCGAAAGCGGUGCCAUACGCUGCGGCAUACAGUUCAUGACACACUUUACGAUUCAGUCGCGCAACCACGAACACAUCACCGAGGUCGUGUUGAAAACUGGCGAACAGACCGUGUACUUCAUCAUGAUGUGUGUGGGAUAUUUGACGCCACGCUCGCAGGUGGACAAGUUUGCCGAUAUCAUAUUGGCCUUUAACAAAAAGUAUCCUGCGGAGCUGGCCAUCUGGCUAAAGACCGUGAUGUCCGUCCCCCAUUUCCCCACACCGCUGUUAAACGAUGCAGAAAAGUCGCGAUAUGUUUCUUUGAUUAUCAAGGAAAAGGUGAACAAGCGGCUGCUGCAACAGCAUCUGUCGGAGAUGGCCAUCAAGUUGCGCGGACUCACCGAAAAGUUCCAGUAAAUGUGGAAGCCUGAAGCUAUUUAGAGGCCAACCAAAUCGCGCACCUAUGCUUUUCAAAACUGGAUUCUAAAUGUGUUUCUGUCCUGUGUCCCAUGUAUUUAGACUGUAAUUUAGGCGACUCUGUAAAUGUUCCUCGACUCCUUGUUGUUACCGCACCUCCCACACCCGCCACCGCCUUAGUUUUUAACAUCUCCAAAAACUCUCGACAAGACAAACUUUUAUUUAUAAUUUUACAAAAAUUACAUGCUUUCAUUUAC